AUGCUCCUCUUAGAUUAUCAGAACGUUUUGAUCCAGUCCCUUCUGACGGAGCGGUUCUCUGACGCACCCCCCACACCCGAGUCCAAGACAAAGAUCCUCAUCUCGAUCCAUGUGAAAUGCUUCAAGGAGCUGGUUCAAUACGGGGCGCAGGAGGUUCUGGCCAGAGAAUAUGGCCCCUACAUCGUUUCCCCCGAGCCGGGUUAUGAUUUCUCAGUACAAAUCGAUCUUGAGAACCUCCCCGCGGAGGAGGAAGCUCGGAGUGACCUGAUCAUGAAGCUUGCCCUCCUGAAGCGGAACGCAAUGGCUGCUCCGUUCGAGAGAGCCUUCGACGAAUUCAAUAAGCUUGCCGAGGAGGCUUCCCAAUACACAUCAGAGUCAGCACCAGCGGGUAUUCAGGAGGGUGGUGAGGUCAUGGCGAUCCACUACCGUGAGGAGGAGGCCAUCUACAUCAAGGCCAACUUCGACCGAGUUACUGUGAUCUUCAGCACUGUGUUCCGGGAAGAGACGGACCGAAUCUUCGGAAAGGUGUUCCUUCAGGAAUUCGUCGAUGCCCGGCGACGUGUCUUGACGCUACAGAACGCCCCUCAGGGCGCCGGCGAAGGCGAAGUCAGCUAUGUUACCUUUGUCUUGUUCCCUCGUCACUUGACCCCCCAGCGUCGCUAUGAAAACAUCUCCCACAUCCAGACUUUCCGUGAUUACUUCCACUAUCACAUCAAAGCCUCCAAGGCCUACAUCCACACCCGUAUGAGGAAGCGGACAGCAGACUUCCUGCAAGUCCUUAACCGAGCCAGACCUGAGAAUGAGGACCGUGAACGUAAGACGGCCAGUGGUCGUACUUUCCGAGUGCAGGCUUAG
Messenger RNA from Penicillium canescens, 855 nucleotides. Its product is annotated as actin-related protein 2/3 complex subunit 2. Gene Ontology annotation, biological process: Arp2/3 complex-mediated actin nucleation; actin filament polymerization. The coding region runs from base 1 to 855 and encodes 284 amino acids. The transcript has 8 exons. Gene Ontology annotation, cellular component: actin cytoskeleton; Arp2/3 protein complex. The record is from RefSeq and is a predicted model, not a curated record. Gene Ontology annotation, molecular function: structural constituent of cytoskeleton; actin filament binding. Lineage: Eukaryota; Fungi; Ascomycota; Eurotiomycetes; Eurotiales; Aspergillaceae.